Molecule: messenger RNA, 2508 nt
Organism: Arabis nemorensis
Lineage: Eukaryota; Viridiplantae; Streptophyta; Magnoliopsida; Brassicales; Brassicaceae
Source: the annotation of a GenBank genome assembly
AUGGCCGAGGGACUCGUAUUGAAGGGCACUAUGCGGGCUCACACCGAUCAGGUCACCGCCAUUGCAACGCCGAUCGACAAUUCCGACAUCAUCGUCACGGCUUCGCGUGACAAAUCGAUUAUCCUAUGGAAACUCACAAAGGACGAGAAGUCUUACGGUGUUGCCCAGAGAAGGCUCACUGGUCACUCUCACUUCGUGGAGGAUGUCGUUCUCUCAUCGGACGGUCAGUUUGCUCUCACCGGAAGCUGGGACGGUGAGCUCCGUCUUUGGGAUCUCGCUACUGGUGUCUCCACGCGCAGAUUCGUCGGACACACCAAAGACGUUCUCUCUGUAGCCUUCUCGGUCGAUAACCGUCAGAUCGUGUCCGCGUCUCGUGACGGUACGAUCAAGCUGUGGAACACACUCGGUGAAUGCAAGUACACGAUCUCCGAGGGAGGUGAUGGUCACAAGGAGUGGGUUAGCUGUGUGAGGUUUAGCCCUAACACGCUUGUGCCUACCAUUGUUUCCGCUUCUUGGGAUAAGACCGUGAAAGUCUGGAAUCUCCAGAANUGUAAGCUGAGGAACUCUCUUGUUGGACANUCNGGUUACCUNAACACUGUNGCUGUNUCGCCUGAUGGUUCGCUNUGNGCUAGUGGUGGNAANGANGGUGUUAUCUUGUUGUGGGAUUUGGCUGAAGGGAAGAAGCUGUACUCGCUCGAGGCUGGCUCAAUCAUUCACUCGCUUUGCUUUAGCCCGAACAGAUACUGGUUGUGUGCUGCAACAGAGAACAGCAUUAAGAUAUGGGAUCUUGAGAGNAAGAGUGUUGUUGAGGAUUUGAAGGUUGACCUCAAGGCUGAGGCAGAGAAGUCUGAUGGUGGUGUUGGAACCGGUAACCAGAAGAAGGUGAUCUACUGCACAAGCCUGAACUGGAGUGCAGAUGGAAGCACACUGUUCAGUGGUUACACUGAUGGAGUUGUCAGGUUCGAGGUUAAUUCAGUGGAUGCUGCCGCUAGGAUUGCCAAACUCCAUGAGAGUGAGCUGCUACACACUUCUAUCAAACCACAUCAAAGAGCUCCUUUUAGCCCUUCAAAAUCUCAAGGUUCCGGUUACUACCAAAAGGCUCCAUUGUUGACAUCUUCUAGACCCUCUGAGACUGCCAAACCAAACUUCAUUCCCAGAGCAGCUCCAGAUCGUAACACUAGGAAGUACACCUUCCAUGAGAUGCAAAAACCUAAGGAAUUGGGUUGCAAGCUGGAACCUAUCAAGCCUAUUACUGUUGCUGCUGCAAAUGGGUUAGACUUGGUGACAGGGUCCAAUUUGGUGGGACUUUUCCCAUCUCAGAAUGGAGUUCACACUAAAUGUGCUGAGAGGUGUUACCAAGACAAGCUUCUGCUCCAAGAGCCUCAAAUUUCCCUUUUGCAGAUUAAAGAGGUUAAUGAAACUGAUCAUCCUUUGCUACCUUCUGCAUUUCUCCCUCAUAUUUCAGCUUGUGUCACUCGAUCAGAAUCAGAAGAAUCCUUAGAGUCUCUCCCCAAAACCCUAACCAUGGCCGAGGGACUCGUAUUGAAGGGCGUUAUGCGUGCUCACACCGACCAGGUCACCGCCAUUGCAACGCCGAUCGACAAUUCCGACAUCAUCGUGACGGCGUCGCGUGACAAAUCGAUUAUCCUAUGGAAACUCACAAAAGACGAGAAGUCUUACGGUGUUGCCCAGCGAAGGCUCACUGGUCACUCUCACUUCGUGGAGGAUGUCGUUCUCUCAUCGGACGGUCAGUUUGCUCUCACCGGAAGCUGGGACGGUGAGCUUCGUCUUUGGGAUCUCGCUACUGGUGUCUCCACACGCAGAUUCGUCGGACACACNAAAGACGUNCUCUCNGUNGCNUUCUCNGUNGAUAACCGUCAGAUCGUNUCCGCGUCUCGUGACGGUACGAUCAAGCUGUGGAACACACUCGGUGAAUGCAAGUACACGAUCUCCGAGGGAGGUGAUGGUCACAAGGAGUGGGUUAGCUGUGUGAGGUUUAGCCCUAACACGCUUGUGCCUACCAUUGUUUCCGCUUCUUGGGAUAAGACCGUGAAAGUCUGGAAUCUCCAGAACUGUAAGCUGAGGAACUCUCUUGUUGGACAUUCGGGUUACCUUAACACUGUUGCUGUUUCGCCUGAUGGUUCGCUUUGUGCUAGUGGUGGGAAGGAUGGUGUUAUCUUGUUGUGGGAUUUGGCUGAAGGNAAGAAGCUGUANUCGCUNGAGGCUGGCUCAAUCAUUCACUCGCUUUGCUUUAGCCCGAACAGAUACUGGUUGUGUGCUGCAACAGAGAACAGCAUUAAGAUAUGGGAUCUUGAGAGNAAGAGUGUUGUUGAGGAUUUGAAGGUUGACCUCAAGGCUGAGGCAGAGAAGUCUGAUGGUGGUGUUGGAACCGGUAACCAGAAGAAGGUGAUCUACUGCACAAGCUUGAACUGGAGUGCAGAUGGAAGCACACUGUUCAGUGGUUACACUGAUGGAGUUGUUAGGGUCUGGGGUAUUGGUCGUUACUAG